Molecule: messenger RNA, 725 nt
Organism: Pseudopodoces humilis (Tibetan ground-tit)
Lineage: Eukaryota; Metazoa; Chordata; Aves; Passeriformes; Paridae
Product: thymosin beta-15A homolog
Biological process (GO): regulation of cell migration; actin filament organization
Cellular component (GO): cytoplasm
Molecular function (GO): actin monomer binding
Source: RefSeq, a predicted model, not a curated record
CUCCGCCCCGCGCGGCGCGCGCUCCAGACUCACCUGGACGCGCGAGGAGUGGGAUCGGUAUCGGUACCGGCACCAACCGCACCUCUUAUCCACCGCACAUCGCACCGUACAGUGCCGCAGGCAAAAUGUGCGACAAACCAGACCUCUCGGAGGUGGAGAAAUUCGACAAGAAGAAGCUGAAGAAAACCAACACGGAGGAGAAGAACACGCUGCCCUCCAAGGAGACUAUUGAGCAGGAGAAGGAAUGUGUGAAGUCUUCCUAGAGAGAGAUUGCCUGGCAGGAGGAGCAACUACUCAAUUAUUUUGCUUUGAAAUGAAUCAUGUGGGUUUUUUUAAAUUUACAUCACAUACAUGUAUAGAAAACAGCUGUAUCACCUAACACACUGUCCCACUUUGCUGGCAGCUUUGGCAGGUGGGGGGACAAAGUGUGGUCCUCUCAGUCCAUCAGUAGCCUGACCUGAUGCCAUCUCUGCUGCUCAGCUGCCUCCUGUGACAGCACUGAUCUUGCUCUGAUGCAGUGGGAAGAUGAGCAAGGGCCAUGGAGGCUUCUGGGCAUUGACCCCUUCUGCCUGGGGGAGUGGGGAACCUUUCUGGCCUCACCUCCGGCCUGGGUCUGUCUUGCAUAUUUCUUCACUGACAGUGUUCUGUAGCCUCACUCACAGUUUUUUGUCUUCCUUGGGGAAAAAUAAGAAGUUUAUUAUAAAAUAAAAAAUUGUAAUGAUCUA